Messenger RNA from Symbiodinium necroappetens, 586 nucleotides. The record is from the annotation of a GenBank genome assembly. NCBI's taxonomy places the organism in Eukaryota, Dinophyceae, Suessiales, Symbiodiniaceae.
GCAAAAGCUGGGCAUUCAGGUUUUGCCCUCGCCCGACAUGAUGGCGAUCAUGGGCGCAAAAGACACACUGUUUAAGGUGGCCAUGUUGAGCAUUGGUUCGGAGGACAUGCUCUCGCACUACACGGCAAAUGAGUUUGCGACUGGCUUCAAGAAGUCGCUGGCCCUUCAGCUGCGCGGCAUCCAAGCAGAACAGAGGCUCGUUAUGCGAGGGCAUCACCACAAGGCAACCUGGCAGCUCAUGCACUUCACUCGAUGUGAUGGCAUUUAUGGGCUCGAAGGAGUUUUUGCGACUGGUUUCAAGAAGUCGCUGGCUUUCCAGCCGCACGGCAUCAAGCAGAGCAGAGGCUCGUUGGCCAUAAUGAACGUAGGUUCGGAGGACAUGCUGCCAUACGUCACCGCAAAGGCUGACUUCAAGAAGAUGCCGGCUUUCCAGCCACGCGGCAUGAAGCAGAGCAGAGGCGUUGAUGGGCACGAAGGACACACGCUUCAAGGUUUGGAGGACAGGCUCGCACACUUCACCAUGGAGAAGUCUGCGGCUGGUGUCAAGAAGAUGUCCUAUGGCCUCCGUGCUAUUGUUGAGUUUGAU